Pelecanus crispus (Dalmatian pelican) is the source of this 569-nucleotide messenger RNA. The record is from RefSeq and is a predicted model, not a curated record. Lineage: Eukaryota; Metazoa; Chordata; Aves; Pelecaniformes; Pelecanidae.
AUGGUCUGUGUUCUAGGAGCCGGGAAAACAACUCUUCUAAAUUACAUACUGACAGAACAGCAUAAUAAAAGAAUAGCAGUUAUUCUGAAUGAGUUUGGAGAAGGAAGUGCCUUGGAGAAAUCCCUGGCAAUCAGUCAAGGGGGAGAACUCUAUGAAGAAUGGCUGGAGCUCAGAAAUGGCUGCCUGUGCUGUUCAGUAAAGGACAAUGGUGUGAAGGCUAUUGAGAACCUGAUGCAAAGGAGAGGAAAGUUUGACUAUAUAUUGUUAGAAACAACUGGUUUGGCAGAUCCAGGAGCUGUGGCUUCCAUGUUCUGGGUUGAUUCUGAGCUGGGAAGUGACAUCUAUCUUGAUGGUAUUGUAUCUGUUGUUGAUGCAAAGCAUGGCUUGCAGCACUUGACGGAGGAAAAGCCAGAAGGUCUUGUCAAUGAAGCAUCUCGGCAGGUUGCAUUAGCUGAUCUUAUAAUCAUCAACAAAACAGAUUUGGUUUCGGGGGAAGAAUUGAAUAAAGUCAGAACAUCUGUCAGGUCAAUAAAUGGACUUGUUAAAAUUCUAGAGACACAAAGAUCAAG